Molecule: messenger RNA, 1854 nt
Organism: Stegostoma tigrinum
Lineage: Eukaryota; Metazoa; Chordata; Chondrichthyes; Orectolobiformes; Stegostomatidae
Gene: hsd17b10
Product: hydroxysteroid (17-beta) dehydrogenase 10
Exons: 6
Coding region: 72-854 (260 amino acids)
Biological process (GO): estrogen metabolic process; androgen metabolic process; fatty acid metabolic process
Cellular component (GO): mitochondrion
Molecular function (GO): estradiol 17-beta-dehydrogenase [NAD(P)+] activity
Source: RefSeq, a predicted model, not a curated record
AGCACGACCCCACCCCCGGUGUUUUGAUUGGGCGGUCGGCCGGCAGGGCCGAAGGGGAGUGAGAGGUCAAGAUGGCGCCACUGAGGACGGUGAAGGGUUUGGUCGGAUUGGUGACGGGAGGGGCUUCAGGACUUGGCCGGGCAACUGUCGAGAGGCUGGUGCAGCAAGGGGCGAGUGCCGUGAUUGUGGACCUACCUACGUCAGAAGGAGCUAGUGUGGCCCAGGAUCUGGGGGAGAGUUGUGUGUUUGCACCGGCCGAUGUCACCUCCGAGGCAGACGUUAAAAGUGCUGUGGCCCUGGCCAAGGAGAAAUUUGGCCACCUGGACAUCGCAGUGAAUUGCGCGGGCAUUGCAGUGGCAGUGAAAACUUACAACUUCAAGAAGGACAUUGCUCACAGUCUCGAGGACUUCCAGAGAGUGAUCAAUGUCAACGUCGCAGGGACCUUUAACGUGAUUCGUCUAGCUGUCGCUGAGAUGGGGAGGAACGAACCGGAUGCAGAUGGUCAGCGGGGCGUGGUUGUUAACACUGCUAGUGUCGCGGCCUACGAUGGGCAGGUAGGACAGGCAGCAUAUUCAGCCUCCAAAGGUGGAAUUGUCGGCAUGACCCUCCCCAUUGCCCGGGACUUAGCACCCCAAGGGAUCCGGGUGGUCACCAUCGCACCAGGCCUGUUCUCCACUCCGUUGCUGGCUGGCCUCCCAGAGAAAGUGCAGAACUUUCUGGCUCGUCAGGUCCCCUUCCCCAGCCGCCUGGGGAACCCGGCUGAGUAUGCCCACUUAGUGCAGUCCAUCGUGGAGAACCCCAUGCUCAAUGGGGAGGUCAUCCGACUGGAUGGUGCCAUUCGAAUGCAACCCUAGAGGGGAGGGGCUGUGUGGGGGGUGGUGAAAGAGAAACGCAACGUCAGUCCCUCAAACACUAGCAUCCUGACCAUCCGCAGACCCAUGCUGCUGUGGGCUGUACUCCUUGCUUCUGCCCAGCAUCGGUGCCUUCAAACUCUCCCCGUUUCCUUCCUUCCUCCCCCCCCCCCCCCCCCCCCCCCCCCCCCCCAAACUAACAAGCAGGACUCCCUGUCCCUUGUUGGGUUGUACGGACUGCACACUAUGCCAGCCUAUUGCCUCGAGACCCCUGGGGAGGGGCGUACACUGAGGGAUUGGGCUCUGUGAGAGGAUUGGACACCGGCUUGGGUGGUGGUGGCGGGGGGGGACGGUGUGGUGUCAGUGCUCCAUCAGUGAGUGACCCAUCCUGAGAUUAACCCGACACACCAUCCCCCGCCCCUUCCCCAUCCCUGCGCAGGAUGGUAACAGGGAACCCCGUACCCGUCCGCUAUUUGACUGUGUGGAUGUGUGCACACACAGUGGUGUGGGUCAAUGUGAUUGUCCCCCGCCCCCCACAGUGUGGCUGGUACUGCUUUUUCCACACUUUGAGCAUUUGCGGGUUGGCGGGGGGGCGGGGUGGGGGAUGGUCAGUCGUAUCUAACUAGCUGAUCCCUGCUUUGGUAGAGAAAUUGCUGGAGGAACUGGGGAGGCGCGGCAGCAUCGGUGGAAACAGGGCAGAGUUCGGAGAAAGAGCUGAAAUGUUAACUGUGCUUUCUCCUGUCGCCACAGACCACCUGAGUUCCUCCAGGAAUUUCCAUCCUUGCUUCCAACCCGCAGUUCUCUUUGAUUCCAGUGUAAAAAUACAUUGUAAUCAGUACGCAGGGAUGGAGGGUUGGGGGUGGGUGCCGCGAUCUGUGCUGACCCCCUGCUGCCUCGCAGAUGUCUGAGCAUUAAAUUCUGUCAGCAAACCAUGAACCUGACCAGACUAUCGCGGGUCGAUCACUGUGUGCUUCCCUGAUUAAACAGCGACAGGUACGUUGGA